Hyaloscypha bicolor E is the source of this 1396-nucleotide messenger RNA. RefSeq lists its product as uncharacterized. Lineage: Eukaryota; Fungi; Ascomycota; Leotiomycetes; Helotiales; Hyaloscyphaceae. The transcript has a single exon. The coding region runs from base 350 to 973 and encodes 207 amino acids. The record is from RefSeq and is a predicted model, not a curated record.
CCAUGACCAAACGGAGAACAGACCGAAACGUUUGAGCAGCAAGCAGGCUUUCAAUUGCGUCUGUCUCCUCGAUAUACUUGCGUGAAACAGACUGCCCAGGAUCCAUGGCAGCGGACGACAGCAAGCCAAAUAAGCUCCUUCACUCCAUACUCCAUCGACUCAUCCCAGCCCUCCUCUCGGUAGCAAUUACGAAUUCGCCCAAAUAGGCAAUCAGAUCGAAGCACGAGCCAAGUGCUGCCAAUCCCAAAAUCGAGGCAGAAUUGUUAUUGUAUAUUUACUUCUUUCCCAUCACUGUUUCCGAAUUGCUGUACAGGGCAAUUCGCUGCUGGGAUCAAUCAGGACAAAGACAAUGCCGCCCAACGGCAAAACCAAUGGGCGAUUCCAACUUCCCCAACUUACUCCUGUAAACUAUUCUCUCACAGAGGGCACCAACAUACCACCGCCUCCUGAUUCUCCUGUCGAAGAGAAGCCGCCACCUCCUGCGCCGAAGCUAGAAGUCGUGGAAAACUCUGUGCCAGCAACGAAUAGACAAUCCCUUGCGCCGAAUAAUUCGAAUGGGAUCUACGAUGGCCGCGGUCGAACGAGCAGCCACGAUCAGCCACCCAUGAGCCCUGCCUCUUCGAAGAGGCCGAGCAGCAUUCGGAGGUUCCUAUCGAGGAAAUCCCUGUAUUCGAGUUAUUCGGAUGGCACAGAUCACAACGACGAGGAUGUGACGAUGAUGGACAGGCCCGAGAGCUCGCUGAGCUUCGUGGAUGGCAGACCGGGACUGAGGACAAAGAAGAGUGGAGGCUGGUUCAGACGUAUAGGAAGUGGAUCGAGUGGGAAUAGAUCGAGCGUGGUAUAUGAGGAGAAAAAGGUCCCGAUGGGUCCUCCGCCGCCCAAACUACCCGAGUUGAAUCAAUUGAAGGCGAAAAUCCCGGAGGACGAUGAAGGCAGUUUAGGUGCUGACGAUAUAUUCAAGAAUAUUAAGUAGAGCGGGAGUAUUGUGAUGUUGGAUAUUGCAACGCGAUCAACGGCUAGAUGUUGGAUGGUCACCAAUGGUCGCAUGGCUCACGACGUUUCGAGACUUAGGGGGGUGGGAGAGUAAGGGAAGACAUGAGAUACCCGGCUCGAAGAGAGGAGCACCACUCUUUUGGAUCGUUUCUUUAUUUGGGUGCUGUAUGCUGUAUAGCGAUUAUUCGGUAUCUCGGGUGGUAGCCUCAUUCAAGGCUUGGUAAUGCCCUAAGCUGGCAGCAUUUGUAAUACUGGCAGACUCUUGGCUUACCAUGAAGCUCUCUUUGUGGUUUAAAAUUCAUUUGUUAGUAUUGGGUUGGAAAAGAACGAAUCACUUGGUUUCCUUUGUGUAAAUUUUACCUACUUGCGCCGCCCUCUGUCUUCAAGGUCAAUUUUGUUCGAU